Messenger RNA from Arachis ipaensis, 1256 nucleotides. RefSeq names its product BURP domain-containing protein 6. The record is from RefSeq and is a predicted model, not a curated record. NCBI's taxonomy places the organism in Eukaryota, Viridiplantae, Streptophyta, Magnoliopsida, Fabales, Fabaceae.
GAAUUAUGCACAGUACUUAUUGAAUUUAGAUGCAUUUAAUUUCUAUAAAUUGUUGGUAUUGUAUGUCCUAAGUAUUUCGUAGCCUGGAAGUAAAUGGAGUCUGGUCACUGUGGCCUCAUAUCGGCACUUUUCUGUCUUGCAUUCUUAUUAGGUAGCCAUGUCCAAGCAAAUGAGAUGUUAUGGGGAAACCCUGAUCACAUGCCUAAAGCAUUAAGGGAUCUCACGAAGCCUGGAAUUGGCGAUCGAGGACUUAAGAUAAGCAACAACAAAAUAGAUGUUGACGUCUAUGGCAAACUGAGGGACCCUAAUGGACUCAAAGAUACAGUGCUGAAUGUCACAUUUUUCCUUGAACAAGACCUUCAUCCUGGCAAGAAACUCAAACUUGAGUUCCCUAAGCGUUCUAGUGAUUUCACCUUUUUACCAAACUCACUUGCAAAGAUCACCCCAUUUUCCAGUACCAGGCUCCUAGAGAUUCUGAAGCGUUUUGGCAUAGAGGCCGAGUCAACCGAUGCUAAGACAGUGAAAGACACACUUGAGCUUUGCGAAAGCCCUGCCAUUAAGGGGGAGGAAAAAUACUGUGCCACCUCUCUGGACUCAUUGGUAAACUUUGCGGUUUUGAAGCUUGGGAAGAACAUAAAACUACUUUCAACAGAGUUGGAGAAGGAAAAUGAGGAGGCAGAGGAAUACAGUGUGCUGAAGGGAGUGACAAAAAAUGGUGAUAAAGCUGUAGUGUGCCACAAACUGAAUUACCCUUAUGCUGUGUUCUACUGCCACAAAGUGGAAUCAAGGGCUUAUAAUGUUCCAUUGGUGUCUAUUGAAGAUGGGACAAAAGCUAAAGCUCUAGCAAUUUGCCAUAAUAAUACUAGGCAUUGGGCUAGUGAUAAUCCUGCUUUUAUGCAACUUAAUGUUAAGCCUGGAACUGUUCCCGUUUGUCAUUUUCUUGCCACCGAUACCCUUCUCUGGGUGCCCGGAUCUUACUAGCUAGACCAACCAAAUACAAAUUCCUGCAUUCAAGAAAACAACUACUUAUCUAAAUAAGAGAUGUUGAAUUUGUGGAAUGCUAGAAUGUCAUAUCUGGCUAGUAGAUCGAACAAGGUAUAAUAAGGUUUGAUGUAUGGAGAUCCAUGUAGGAUAUAUGUGUUACUGGCUGGUAUUUAUAGCUAUGAUCCUGUAUGUAUUAAUUAUUUUCUAUAUAUAAGUUGGUUAAGGUACUGUUAAAAUAAUGGAGUGAUGAUAAAAAUUGAGUUUGAUGAGAA